ACCGGUUUAGUUAAACCCGGCACCACUUCCUGGAGCGCGCGGACAGUCAGCACGGACACCACCACCACCCACCACCACCAACAACAACCACAACCACCACCACCAAGACAAUCACAACAGCAACACACAGACAUCACGGUGGCGGAGUAGCCAUGGCGCAAGUCGUCGUCGUCUUCAUCCUCCUCCUCCUCCUCCUCGUGGCCUCCGUCGUCCCGGAGCCCGACCGAGCGCGCCGCUUCCACGCCGCGAGGUUCGGCCGGAGCGCCACGGCAGCGCGGCAGCCUCGGCCUCCCCCCCCACGCCCAAGCGCGGCCUCCGCCGCGAACCGCACGCUGAUGCCGCCGCAGAUGCUGGAGCAGCUGCGGCGCAACACGCACAAGUUUGAAUUUGAGAACAAUCUAAGCAAGUCCGUCACGCUGGCCUGGGUCGGAGACGGCACUGGGGUUGUGUUGGUGUUGACCACCCUUGACUUUUCUGUGUUGAAUGGGCCCGGGGACUUUAGUCUCUACAGAAGUGAGAACUACGGAAAGAACUUCACAGACAUCACGAGCCUGAUUUCGGGCAACAACGUGGAGAGUGAACUUGGAAUCCUGGUCGACCCGGGCAACGCAAACCGGGUGGUGAUCCUGUCGUCCACCAUGAUGCCAAUGGUUUGGUUCUUCGUGGGCUCCAAGGACGGAGGAAGGAACUUCGUUUCGCACACGCUGCCCUUCCAGCCGCUGGCACAGAUGCAGUUCCACCCGACGCUGCCCGACGUUCUGCUCGCCCACGUCGUAGCUGAUUCCUCCCUGUACAUCACCACGGACUUUGGGAAAUCGUGGCGCCUACUCCACCAGUUUGUCUUCAUGUACAAAUGGUCAAGCAAUGGGACGCUGUUUAUCACCACAUACCCGCUCAUGAGUGACGUCUUUCGUCCUCCGCUCGGCAAGUUCCUGAUGAAGAGGUCCACGGACCUGGGCCUGACGUUCACGAUUGUCGCCCAGAACGUCUACUCCUUCGGCCUGGGGGGGCCCUUCCUCUACGCCUCCAUCGUGUUCUCGGCGAACAUGACACGUGUGGUCCACGUAUCGUCGGACCAGGGCAACAGCUGGAACAUCGCCCAGGUGCCGCCCGUCAAAGAGGACCAGUUCUACUCGAUCCUGGCUGCGACCCAGGACAUGAUCUUCAUGCACGUGGAUGGGCCUGGAGACUCGGGCCACGGGACGCUGUACGCCUCGGACGACCGCGGCCUGGUGUUCUCCGUGUCGCUGCAGCGCCACCUCUACAGCAACCAGGGCGUCGUGACGGACUUCACCAACGUCACCUCGCUCAGGGGCGUGCUGCUCACCAGCCAGAUCAACGACGACGGCACGGUGCGCUCGCUCAUCUCGUUCGACCGCGGCGGGGAGUGGCGCCCGAUCGAGAAGCCCGUCUCCUCCCGCUGCGCUUCGGGCUCGCAGCAGUGCAGUCUGCACAUCCUGGGCAACUACGCGAUGAGUCUGGACAGCACGGUGCUGCAGGUGCCGCUCAGCGAGCCCAAUGCGGUCGGCAUCGUCAUAGCACACGGCACGGUGGCGGACGCCAUGGCGGUGGAGGACGUGGACGUGUACGUGUCGGACGACGGUGGCUACACGUGGGCCCAGGUGCUGGAGGGCCCCCACCACUACGCGGUGCUCGACUCCGGCGGGCUGCUCGUCGCCGUGCCGUCCGGCGCGGUGCUCAUGCAGGACACCAUCAAGUUCUCGACGGAUGAGGGCCAGACCUGGUACGAGUACACGUUCACCGGGCAGAAGAUGGUGGUGUCGGGCCUGGCCUCCGAGCCGGGCGCCAAGUCGAUGAACGUGAGCGUCUGGGGCUACCGCAUGUUGAGCUACGCGGAGCACGUCUGGGUCGUCGUCACCAUCGAUUUCCAGGAGCUGCUCUCCCGCGACUGCGAGGACAGCGACUACCUGCAGUGGAAGGCCCACGAGCGGGCGCCGGGGGACGCGUGGGACGGCUGCGUGCUGGGCCUGCACGAGACCUUCCUACGCCUGCGCAAGGCCUCGCUGUGCCGCAACGGACGCGACUACGAGGUCACCGCCGCCAGCUCCGUCGCCUGCCCCUGCACCUCCGACGACUACAUGUGUGACUACGGCUUCUACCGUCCCGACGGGAAGGACGACUGCGUGCCGGAGGACAAGGCGGACCGCACGCUGCCCCACAUCUGCCUAUCGGGCGAGGUGGAGGAGAUCAAGACUCAGGGAUUCCGCAAGAUCCCGGGGGACCGGUGCGUGGGCGGAGUGGAGCAUGCGCGCCAGCUCAUCACCAUCAACAAGACGUGCACCUACUCGCUGCUCCGAACGCUGGUCGCCCCCACCACCGCCCAGAUGAGCACGCACACGGGCAUCGUGCUGGCGGUGACCACGAUCCUCUCGCUGGUGCUGCUGCUCUCCGGCCUGCUGCUCUGGAGGAGAAUGUGCAAGCGCAGCCCGUACGUCUUCAAGUACUCCGAGUUGAAGCAGAACGAGGAGGAGACGGAGCAGGAUGAGCACCUGCUCAACGUCGACGUGGCCGCCAAGAGCCUCUACCGCGACGACUCGGACGAGGAAAUACUGGAGUAGCGGUGGUGCGUGGGACGCGUCGGUGCCGCUUGGUGGGCCCAGGCUCUGUCACUCCUGCCAACGGGUUCCAGAGCUGCAGAUACGACCGACAAAUCGCACGCGCGCACGCGCACGCACGCACACACACACACGCUCGGUCUCACACACACACACACACACGCUCACUCUCUCACACACGCUCGCUCUCACACACACACGCUCGCUCUCACACAAUAGACGUAACCCUCAUUGUCUAAUUAGCUCUUUGACAAGUUGUCAAGUUGUGUUUGUGCGCACCUAUUCAGGGCAGGAUACACAAUGGUGCGAGGUGGGGUGACCAGCACCACACACACACUCGCUCUCACACACACACACGCUCUCACACACACACACACACAUGCUCACACACACACACACACGCUCACACACACACAUACCUGAUCACACUCACACACGCUCACUCUCACACACACGCUCACUCUCACACACGCGCUCACUCUCACACACGCUCUCACACACACACACACACCUCGCUCUCACACACACACACACACACGUUCACUCUCACACACACACGCUCGCUCUCUGACACACACACGCUCGCUCUCACACACACGCUCACUCUCACACACACACACGCUCUCACACACACACACACACGCUCUCACACACACACACACGCUCUCACACACACACACACGCUCUCACACACAUACACACACACGCUCACUCUCACACACACGCUCACUCUCACACACACACUCACUCUCACACACACACUCGCUCUCUCACACACACACACGCUCUGACACACACACACACCUUAGUCUCUCCCCAGUGCUGAUGUUUACUCACCGUACCAGGUACUAAUUUAAGGCCGAGUUAAUCUUGGGGAGGCUCAGGACAAUCGAAGAUAGAUACCUCUUGCCGCUGACGCUGAUCACGGCCGGUACUCAGUAAGGCUUUCGGGUGACGCGCUUUGCGGCGUGACGACCCCCUCCCGUGUCGAGCGCUCGCGCGUCCACUCGGCACCGGGGGGGGGGGGGGGGGGGUCGCAAGCGGCGUCGCGCCGGAGACCGCUCGGCUCAGCUCGGGCAUCCACGUGCAAAUCGCGUGCAAAGCGGAAACACUGGAUUCUUUCCUAUUUUGGUGUUGCGCAAAGUAGCAGCGGGCACGCGCAGGGUACUUCCCGACGUUUCCAUUUGAUGCCCUAGAAAACUCCCCAGCGUGACGAGGGUUUGCCCGGUGACCGGAGCAGCCGUUGGAGGGUACCGGCCCGUUGCACGGCGCGGGCCGGGGGCACUCGUGCAGCGACGUCGGCAAUCGCUGCGCUCGGCUGCCGCACACUCGCGGCGGCGGCAGCUACGGCGAUAGCCGCUGCAGCUGCGGCCGGUCGGUCCGGCUGCCCCGACCGGCGCCGAGCAAGUCGCGUUGGCACGCAGCAGCACGGCAGCCAGCGCUGGGACAAGCGCACGUCCCCGCGACUUGGUAUCGCUCGCUCCUGCACCGCGACCACACUCCUGCAGUCCCUCCCCACACUCCCAGGGUCCCCCCUCACAUUCCCAGGGUCCUCCCUCACACUCCCAGGUUGUCCUUACACUGCUAAGACAAGCCCCUCCCCACCGCCCCCCCACCCCCCCAGCACUCCCCGGCCCUCCAAACACUCCCAGGACCCCUCCUCACAUUCCCAGGCCCUGGCGCGCGCGUCACGUCUCGUCUGCCACGUUCACCGCCUUAUCGUGCCGGUCCUCCCCUGGGUUUGAGACGUCACGGCCACGGGUUGAGCGGCGGUGGUGCCGCUGGGUUCCCCGUGGGGUGCACGAGGGGCCGCGUGCGCGCUCAUCGCCACGAGCGCCGCCUUGUGGCAGGUCGUUGCCUGGCCACGGAGAAUCUCCCGGCCCGGCCGUGAUCAAGGCGUGAGCGGCGGCGCGAGCGGUGACACGGACGAUGGGCCGCUGCGCGUUCCGAUUUGAGCCGACGCGCCCCGUAAGCCGACCACCACGGCAUUGGCGGUGGCCAAUCAUCUCAAAGGACCCUCCUGGAAAGUAACCUUCAGACUUGGGUGUGGGCUUCUCUGGGUUAUUGAUUUUGAUGAUUUCAAGCCUCACUUUGCAGCACCAAAUCGGCCAACCGGCCCUCCCCUGGGUUUGGGACGUCACGGCCACGGGUUGAGCUCCGGUGGUGCCGCCGGGUUCCCCGUCGCGCUGCGUCUUGGUCUCGUUCCAAACCAGCGACCGGGAAGUGUGGCUCACGGCGGGGAUUUUGGAACUUGAAGUUUUGUUUUUGGGCACUCACGUAUUUUUUGGGCGAUUGCCACGAGUUGUGGGGCAGUACAGCGAGUGGCUUCCCGCUCCUCGUAUUUGUGCUGCGGAGUUUGUGUUCUCCACUCGCGCGUCGAUUUUAUUUUUUCUUCUUUGGUACAGAAACGGCAUUCUCUCUUUGAGUAGGACGGGGAGAGGCUGUCCCGGUGGGGGAAGGCUUUAAAUGGGUGAACGUUGUUAUUCACAGGCUGCUCAGCCAGUGCGGCUGAGCAGCGUCUGCUGGUAGUGCACAUUUUUGGGGUAGACGGUGGGGUGCCGGGCCACGCGCACGUUUCACUUGCCCAGCGGAACAAGUGGCGUCUCCUAUUUAUUUAACCGGUUUUCACCGACGCGCGCUCACGCGGCCGCGCGCCGUUUUUGGCCUCCGUCUUGGUUUAGCGGCACACCCGGGCUUCACGCACCGUCCCUCAGGAGCAGCCCAACCCCUGCCCCUCCGUCGUGACGCGUGUCGCACGGUGGCCUCUUGUGGAUUUUUCCCUCUCUUCCCCCCCCCCACCCCCAUUUUCUCUUUUAAUAAACCACGCACGCGGUGCGCGAGCCGAUAGCCGUGCGCGUUGCGCCGCAGCGGUGUCUCCGUGCCAUCGCCGAACCCCGGUUCGCCGCCCCCCCCCCCCCCCCCCAAUUUUACAGCCGCGCGCUUCCCCUCGCGAGCCGGGUGGCCGCGGGGCAGUCGCCGUCUGCUGGACUUUCCGUCGCGUCGGCGCGAGCUGGGGAAAGCGUUUGCGCGCGUUUUUAUUUAAGCCCGGGUUUGACGUCCACGCUUUUUUAACCACUCGCUCUUCGGCUGUCCGAACCGGGACGAGUCGCCGGUGUGGGACCCGCCCGGCCCCGCGGCCUACGUGGCAGCAGCCGCCCCCCGCUCGAGUUGGUCUCUCGCACCGCGGGACGAGCUGCCGCUCGCGCCCGGCGCUAAGAGGCGCGCGAGCGCUGCGGGCCGCGAACAGCGGGCCGCAACUUGGCAUUGCUUGCGUUCGGCUUGAUGUUCCGCUCGGAGGAGGCCCAAGUUGCCCACGUGGGGCUCGGCAAUGCGUCGCAGCGAUGCGCUUCUGUGACCCAGCGAUGCAAGCCCAGACCCAGAGCCCAACACCCACUCUAUAGCCCAGACCCAGAACUCAUCACUCACUCUAUAGCCCAGACCCAGAGCCCAACACCCACUCUAUAGCCCAGACCCAGAGCCCAACACCCACUCUAUAGCCCAGACCCAGAGCCCAACACCCACUCUAUAGCCCAGACCUAGAGCCCAACACCCACUCUAUAGCCCAGACCCAGAGCCCAACACCCACUCUAUAGCCCAGACCCAGAGCUCAAUACCCACUCUAUAGCCCAGACCCAGAGCCCAACACCCACUCUAUAGCCCAGACCUAGAGCCCAACACCCACUCUAUAGCCCAGACCCAGAGCCCAACACCCACUCUAUAGCCCAGACCUAGAGCCCAACACCCACUCUAUAGCCCAGACCCAGAGCCCCAACACCCAUCUAUAGCCCAGACCCAGAGCCCAACACCCACUCUAUAGCCCAGACCCAGAGCCCAACACCCACUCUAUAGCCCAGACCCAGAGCUCAAUACCCACUCUGGGGGUGGGUGGCGCCGUGGGGAUGGGUGGCGGCGUGGGUGGCGCUGUGGGGAUGGGUGGCGCUGUGCUGCAGCAGCUGUUUAAAGGCUGGGAGCGAUCGUGACACGCUCCGAAUCUGGUGUGUUGUAACCGUUUUUUGUUUUGCACUCUUGCUGUUGUUUGUUGCUUAAGACUUAAUUUGGAUUUUAUCUGAGAAAGUAAAUGCUGUAAAAUCUCCCUUGUAAAUUCAACGAUGAUUUAAUUUGUAUAUAUGUGGUUGUGGUUAUAAAGGCCUGUGCUCGGU
Lethenteron reissneri (Far Eastern brook lamprey) is the source of this 6736-nucleotide messenger RNA. Its product is annotated as sortilin-like. Gene Ontology annotation, cellular component: Golgi apparatus; membrane. Gene Ontology annotation, molecular function: protein binding. The record is from RefSeq and is a predicted model, not a curated record. Lineage: Eukaryota; Metazoa; Chordata; Hyperoartia; Petromyzontiformes; Petromyzontidae. Gene Ontology annotation, biological process: vesicle organization; endocytosis; Golgi to endosome transport.